Molecule: messenger RNA, 2634 nt
Organism: Felis catus (domestic cat)
Lineage: Eukaryota; Metazoa; Chordata; Mammalia; Carnivora; Felidae
Gene: CPVL
Product: carboxypeptidase vitellogenic like
Exons: 13
Coding region: 1045-2463 (472 amino acids)
Biological process (GO): proteolysis
Molecular function (GO): serine-type carboxypeptidase activity
Source: RefSeq, a predicted model, not a curated record
UAAUUUAGUGCCAUAGUGGUCAGUACCUUGGGCUUCUUGGGACUAACUUCAGUUUUUAAAUUCAUUUUGUUCCUUAUGAUAGUCCAUAAUAGGCAAGACCAGUUUUUAGCUGCAUAUUGUAUUUGGUUGGGCUUGUUUACAUGAAGCAUGGGGAAUUCUAUUAAGUUAACCAUGAAAGACUUGACAAGAAUUAUGUAUUUGAUCACAUUAUAAUUAUAAAUGUUUAUCUUAUUGGGGAAAUGUGUCUGAAAAGCUUUUAAAAUUUGCUACAAACAAUAUUUUCAUUUUAUGCUAACUUGGGUUGCGACAAGCCUGUGGUAAUAGAUUUUUAUACAUUUCAUGUUUUUAAGAUGUUUUAAUGGCGUGGUAUUUUAAGGCACUCAACAGUCCGAAGCAGGCAUUAUAUUUGCAUAAUUGUAUAUUUAUUUUUACAUCCAGAAACCUAAGUGAGUAAAGUAUUUAUUAGUUUCAUGUACUUUAUUUAGACUUUAGAGCUAAGAAUUCGGAUCUGGCUUAAAUGGUAGUAGGUGCCGAGUAAUGUAACAGCACUGAUGGAAGAUCCUAAUUCUUAGCGUUAAGGAUUAAGGUGAAGUAAGUGAGGCACUUGACUAGGGUCUAAAAUGUAAGAGAGUGCCAAAAAACUCAAUAAUCAUGAUAAAUAGUAUUUUAAUGCAACAUCUGGAAAAAAAUAAAAAUAAUGCAAGAAAAUCCACGAUGAACAAAACAUCACAAUUUUAUAAAAAGAUGAGAUCUGACCCUGCAUCUGCCCCUGACUCACCUUGUGCCGGGUUUUGGCCUUGACUGGGUUUACCAUGUUCUUGGCUGCGGCAUUCCUUAUCCAAGGAAUCAACAUUUCCUUAUCUAACAUUAGUGCCAUUAAUCUUUGAUUUCCUGGUUGAGCUAUUAGGAUAUUCAAAUCAGCUAAAAAUACAUGGGGAAGCCCAUUGAAAAUACAAAUUACAUAUUUAUUUACAAAUUUAGGGAAAUCGCCAACUUUAAGUCACUACUAUUAUCAGCCGAGGCCUAGAGAGACCGGUUGGUGCCAUGUGGAAGACGAUUGUUUUGGUGGUCGUGUUCACGUUCAGCCCUGGUGGCGGGAUCUUUCACUCCUUAUACAAAAAUGUUCGGGUUUCCGUACCACAUAAGGGAAAUGUAGGAGAGCCAUUAUUUCUUACUCCCUAUAUUGAAGCUGGCAAACUUGAAGAAGCAAAAAAACAGAGUUUGGUUCCUCCUUUCCCUGGAUCGAAUGUGAAGAGUUACGCUGGCUACAUCACUGUGAAUAAGACCUACAACAGCAACAUUUUCUUCUGGUUCUUUCCAGCUCAGGUACAGCCCAUGGCUGCUCCAGUAGUUCUCUGGCUGCAGGGCGGGCCAGGAGGUUCAUCCAUGUUUGGACUUUUUGUGGAGCACGGACCUUAUAUUGUCACAAGUAACAUGACUGUGCGUCCCAGAGAGUUUUCUUGGAUCACCACAUUUUCCAUGCUUUACAUUGAUAAUCCAGUGGGCACAGGGUUCAGUUUUACUGACGACCCCCAGGGAUACGCAGUCAAUGAGGAUGAUGUGGCACGGAAUUUAUACAGUGCACUAACUCACUUUUUCCUGUUGUUCCCUGAAUAUAAAAACAAUGACUUUUAUGCCACGGGGGAGUCUUACGCAGGGAAGUACGUGCCAGCCCUCGCACACUAUAUCCAUACAUUGAACCCCGUGAUGACAACGAAAAUCAACCUGAAAGGAGUUGCUAUUGGGGAUGCGUAUUCUGAUCCCGAAUCAAUCAUAGGGGGCUAUGCAACAUUCCUGUACCAAAUUGGCUUAUUGGAUGAGAAGCAGAGAAAGUACUUCCAGAAGCAGUGUGAUGACUGCGUGAAAUACAUCAGGGAGGAGAGGUGGUUUCAAGCCUUUGAAGUACUAGAUAAACUACUAGAUGGUGACUUAACAAACAGCCCUUCUUACUUCCAGAAUGUCACAGGAUGUCCUAGUUACUAUAACCUGUUACAGUGCAAGGAACCCGAGGACCAAAAUUACUAUGGGAAAUUUUUGUCCCUCCCACAAGUGAGACAAGCCAUCCACGUGGGAAACCGGACUUUUAGUGAUGGAUCCCAAGUUGAAAAGUACAUGCGAGAAGAUACAGUAAAGUCCGUUAAGCUAUGGUUAGCUGAAAUCAUGGAUAAUUAUAAGGUACUGAUCUACAAUGGCCAACUGGACAUCAUUGUGGCAGCCUCCCUGACAGAGCGCUCUCUGAUGGCCAUGAAGUGGAAAGGAUCCCAGAAAUACAAGCAGGCGGAAAGAAAAGUCUGGAAGAUCUUUAAAUCCGAUAACGAAGUGGCCGGUUAUGUGCGGCAAGUGGAUGACUUCUGUCAGGUAAUUGUUCGAGGUGGAGGGCACAUUUUACCCUACGACCAGCCGCUGAGAUCUUUUGACAUGAUCAAUCGAUUUGUUUUCGAGAGAGGAUGGAAUCCUUAUUGAUGGAUAAGCUGCUGUCCUAAAAAAAAAAAAAAAAAAAAAAGGUCAGGGGACUUAAUCUUGGAGAAGAAAACUUCCAAACCUGAAAAUGUCGUAUAAAUAAGAAAAGUACCUUUUUAUAGCUUUUUAUAGCCUUAAAAUGUUUCUCAUCAAUAAAAAUUAUCCUUGAAACAA